This is a messenger RNA of Papaver somniferum (opium poppy), 522 nucleotides long. RefSeq lists its product as uncharacterized. Gene Ontology annotation, biological process: regulation of photoperiodism, flowering. NCBI's taxonomy places the organism in Eukaryota, Viridiplantae, Streptophyta, Magnoliopsida, Ranunculales, Papaveraceae. The transcript is spliced from 3 exons. The coding region runs from base 1 to 522 and encodes 173 amino acids. The record is from RefSeq and is a predicted model, not a curated record.
AUGUAUAUGUUACAGAGAGAGAAAGGAGGACCAAGGAACAAGAUGGCUUUAUUUGAACAUCUUAGUAUUCCCUCUCAACAGUUGAAUUCUGGGUUAUGUUCUGUAUUGCUUUUACCACCUAGUAAUACAGUUUCUUCUGCCUCAGCGUCCAUGAGCCAGGGUGGUGGGCGUGAAAGGACUGUGUUUUCCCCAUAUUACAUCCCUCCUCCUGCACCUCAUCACUUCAGUGAGGAGAUUCACACUCGCUCAGGACACGUGGCCGAAAUCAAUUCUGGUACCACCACCGAACAUCAGGAAAAUGCGGAACAGGACACGCUUGUUCCCUUUAACGUAGUUAACAAUAUGGGAUGGGUUGUACCUGGUACUUGCGUUUCUUCAUCCCAACUUCCUAGGGAUAAACAUAUGAAACAACCAAAUACUACGGAUUUGAGGUCAUGUCAAAAUUCAAGUAGGGAUUUCAUGGAGAAGAGUAUGUGUAUGUAUCAGACUCUAGGCAUCAAAAUGGUUCAGGUAACGAUUUAG